This is a messenger RNA of Amblyraja radiata (thorny skate), 1602 nucleotides long. It is a transcript of the gene chid1, whose product is annotated as chitinase domain containing 1. The transcript has 12 exons. Gene Ontology annotation, cellular component: endomembrane system. Bases 1 to 1422 code for a protein of 473 amino acids. The record is from RefSeq and is a predicted model, not a curated record. Gene Ontology annotation, biological process: carbohydrate metabolic process. NCBI's taxonomy places the organism in Eukaryota, Metazoa, Chordata, Chondrichthyes, Rajiformes, Rajidae. Gene Ontology annotation, molecular function: oligosaccharide binding; chitin binding.
AUGUCCCGCCAGCAGCCCUGGCUACGUCACGUGCUCGCACAGGGUCCUCGGCACCGCCUCCGCCUGUUGAUCGACAGCUCCGCCAGCCACUCACAACAUCUCCCGCCCACUGAGCGGCGGCGGCCAACCCGCUCCCUGCGCGCCCUCCCCUUUAAUGAGCUGCCAACCCGCUCCCUGCGCGCCCUCCCCUUUAAUGAGCUGCUGGAGUCGGCGGGUCCUAGCGCCGGGCCGGCGAGUAGCGACAGAAUGAGGUGGUGCUGCUGGCUGGCGGCGCUGCCCUUCCUGCUGACCGAGGCCACCCUCUCCAAGACAGACGUGAAGAAAGCGGGGGUUCGCAGUACCGGGGGGGAGGCAAAAUCUUCAAAACAUUUAGUUCAAGAACGUGGCCUCAUUGUCACUGAUCCAAAGGCCAAGGAUAUUGUGAGGGAGCAGAAGAUCUACUGUGCUACAAAAGUGAGCGAGCGUCACUUCAAGAAUGAAGUUCUGGGAUACAUCACACCCUGGAAUGGCCAUGGUUAUGAAAUUACAAAGAUUUUUGGUGCAAAAUUCACCUUAGUUUCUCCAGUUUGGCUUCAGAUACAGAGGAAGGGAGCUCGGCUGUACCAUGUGAAAGGCCACCACGACAUAAAACAAGGGUGGAUGAAGAAGGUGAGGGAGCAGUGCAAAACAGUCAAGAUUGUUCCACGAGUGCUGUUUGAUGGCUGGACCUACCAUGACUAUGAAAAGGUUUUCAGCAGCGAAGAUGAGAUAGAGGAUUUAGCGGAUGCAUUGGUGCAGACGGCAGAGGGUGACGGGUUUGAUGGCUUUGUCUUGGAGGUGUGGAGCCAGCUUGGUGGUCAGAAGAGGAAGGAACUCAUUCACAUGAUCCAACACUUGGCAGAAGCCCUGCACAAAGCCGAACUGAAAGUUGUGAUGGUGAUCCCGCCAGCAAUUACUCCGGGGACCAACCAGGCUGGAAUGUUUGAGAAGGAGGACUUUGACGAGUUGGUUCAAGUCGUGGAUGGAUUCAGUCUCAUGACAUAUGACUACUCGAAUGCAGUUCGACCCGGCCCCAAUUCUCCCAUCCCUUGGAUACAAGCCUGUGUUCAGGCCUUGGACCCUGAUGCAAACUGGAGGAAUAAGAUUCUGCUGGGGCUGAACUUCUAUGGGAUGGAUUACGGUACAUUUGGUGGAACUGCAGAGCCAAUAUUAGGACAGAGAUACAUAGAGAUUCUGAAAGAGCAUCAGACAAAACUGCUUUGGAUUGACCAGAUUGGUGAGCACUACUUUGAAUAUAAAAGGUUGCAGGGUGGGAAACAUGUUGUGUUUUACCCAACAUUAAAGUCCAUACACUUACGGUUAGAACUGGCUAAAGAGUUGGGCACUGGGAUCUCUAUCUGGGAACUGGGCCAGGGCCUGGACUAUUUCUAUGAUCUACUGUGAAAUUAUCAUUCGCACAAAGACUUGCCUUUGCAGCCUGUGUCUGGGCAGCCCAGAACGUGGCCAUGAUGGGUCUCAGAGCCUGAUCCAGUGCACAAUCACAAGCUGAAGUCAAUAUUUGAAGCCCUCAGAGCUAAAUGUCUGGUUCACAAAACUUGGUUUGAAAUAAAAAUUUUGAGAGUA